Messenger RNA from Prunus dulcis (almond), 617 nucleotides. RefSeq names its product DNA-directed RNA polymerase III subunit RPC10-like. Gene Ontology annotation, biological process: termination of RNA polymerase III transcription; DNA-templated transcription. Lineage: Eukaryota; Viridiplantae; Streptophyta; Magnoliopsida; Rosales; Rosaceae. The record is from RefSeq and is a predicted model, not a curated record. Bases 142 to 477 code for a protein of 111 amino acids. Gene Ontology annotation, cellular component: RNA polymerase III complex. The transcript is spliced from 4 exons. Gene Ontology annotation, molecular function: nucleic acid binding; zinc ion binding; DNA-directed RNA polymerase activity.
CCUCAAGGCACCGUCUCUUCAUCAAAUUAAAAGACGACCCUCACUUCACCGACUGAGACUCUGAUUAGGGUUUCACGCAAAGCCCUGCCAAGUUCACUGGGUCGAACCGAUUUCCUCUGAAUCCGUGGAAAGCUUUAGGACAUGGAAUUCUGCCCGAGUUGUGCAAAUAUGCUGCAGUAUGAGCUGCCGAACAUGCAUGAUGCAAGAUUCUUCUGUCCAACUUGUCCUUAUGUGGCAUACGUCGAUAGGAAGGUUAAGAUCAAGAGAAGGCAACAUCUAGUUAAAAAAGAGAUCCAACCCAUCUUUACCCUGGAUGACUAUAAGAAUGCGCCCAAAAUUGAAGAACCAUGCCCAAGAUGUGGAUUUCCGGAGGCAGCUUACAGGACACAGCAAACGCGAUCUGCUGAUGAAGCAGAAACAAGAUUUUUCAGGUGUAUGAACAACAACUGUGGACACACGUGGGUUGAUUACUCUUAGAAGGAGAUCUUUGUGUUCUUAGAGUUGUGAUCCGUUUUUCUUGCGCCAGUUUUGAGUUUUGGCAGAACUGUGAGGUGACAUUGUGGACUGCCUCAACAAAGGGAAAUAAUACUUAAUUAUUCAUACAUUGUGUUGUUUUA